Molecule: messenger RNA, 1793 nt
Organism: Scheffersomyces coipomensis
Lineage: Eukaryota; Fungi; Ascomycota; Pichiomycetes; Serinales; Debaryomycetaceae
Gene: RPN7
Product: proteasome regulatory particle lid subunit
Exons: 1
Coding region: 198-1397 (399 amino acids)
Biological process (GO): proteasome-mediated ubiquitin-dependent protein catabolic process
Cellular component (GO): proteasome regulatory particle
Source: RefSeq, a predicted model, not a curated record
GAUUUCACUUUUUGCAGUUUGUUUAAACUGCAAAUCUACCUCAAACUUUUACAGGUUGAUCCACCACUGUUUUUUUCAACGAAACCCAUAAUCAAUAAUCAAAGUGUACCGAUUAUAUAUAACUUCAACUUUUAUUACAAUUAUCGAGUUUAAGCUUUCAAAACUCAUUUUGAAUAAUUAAUUUGAAUAUAUAUACCAUGGAUCUUGAUUCAGACGUCCCUCAAAUCCCAGAUUACAGAUUAUCAGAGAAACAAUUUCUCUUGACCACUGGUAUAACUGGUCGCCACCGUGAAGAAAUCUUUGAAGAAUUGAUAGCAUCAAUUAAAGAAGAUAAUCUUGCACCAUACUAUAAAUACUUACAAUCUCAAUAUUCUGAUUUCCCAUAUGAUGAAGAAGUUUAUACUGCAUUAGCUGCAAAGAAUGAAGAAGAGAUUUCAAAAUUGACACAAAUAAUAAAGGAAGCAGAAGCUGAUGAUGAAACUGAAGUGGAUAUAUUAGGUACCACCAUAAAAUUAGCAGAAUAUUAUACCAAGAUUAUUGAUAGAAAGAAUGCCACUGAAACUUUAAAGAAAGCAUUGGAUUUAUCCCCAGGUACUGGAUCAAAAAUUGAUCUUCUUUUAACUUUAACUAGAGUUGAAUUCUUCUUUAAUGAUUAUCCUUUGGUAUCCAAAUACUUAGAUCAAGUUAAAUCUUUGAUAGAUAAAGGGGGUGAUUGGGAACGUCGUAAUAGAUUCAAGACUUAUAAUGGUAUUUAUUUAAUGGCCACCAGAAACUUUUCUGAAUCUGCAAAAUUAUUAAUUGAUUCAUUAGCUACAUUCACUUCAACUGAACUUUGUAGUUAUCAACAAGUUGCUCAAUAUGCCAUUGUUACUGGUGUUUUAUCAUUAGAUAGAGUUGAUUUAAAAGCAAAGAUCAUUGAUUCUCCUGAAAUUUUAUCAAUCUUUUCAUCUGCUCCAGAACUAGAACCAUUACUUGAUCUCACAAACUCAUUAUAUACAUGUCUGUAUGUUUAUUUUUUCCAAUUCCUUUUAAAAUCAUAUGAUAACUUAUUACUUCCAAACAAGUACUUGCAUCAACACGCCAAUUAUAUCUUACGUGAAAUGAGAUGUAAAGCAUAUGGACAAUUAUUAGAAAGUUAUAAAUCCUUAUCAUUGAAAUCUAUGGCUCAAAAUUUCAACAUUACUGAAGAAUUCUUAGAUCAAGAUUUAUGUAAAUUCAUUCCAAACAAAAAGUUGAAUUGUACAAUUGAUAAAGUUAAUGGUAUAAUUGAAACUAACAGACCAGAUAAUAAAAAUAAUCAAUAUCAUUUAUUAAUUAAGCAAGGUGAUAAUUUAUUAACUAAAUUACAGAAAUAUGGUGCUGCAGUUAAAUUAAGUGGUGCAGAAAGAGUAGCUUAGUUGUAUAGACAUGUAAUUGAUAUUAGAUUAAUAUAACCAAAUAAGUUAAAUCAUCUUAAGAGUAAAAAUUAUAGAAUUUUAAAAAAAUAGUAUAAAGAGAUUGCAAAAAAUAAAAGGAAUAAUGAAGGAUGCGAGGUUCGAACUCGCGCGGACACCGUCCAACAGAUCUUAAGUCUGCCGCCUUAGACCACUCGGCCAACCCUCCAAUUUUCGACAAAAAAAAUUGCUACGUUUGUGGCAAAGAAAAAAUAUCCUUAACAAAAAAUUGAAUUUUCAAAAUUGGUAGCGCGGUUUGAGCUUUUUAAACAUCUAAUCCAACAGGCAAUUAAAAGCAUUAAAAUAAUCUCAACUAUGUCUACUUAUCUAGUUUAUCCUUCUAUAUCUAAAGUAACUUCC